AUGUCUAGCUCCCCUAUAUCUCGCACGGCGGACAGAUUUGCGUAUCGCAAGACAGCGCAGCUUCGCCUUCCACAGCCAUCUUGCAAAGUUCAAACCGAAGCUGAAGCUGACUGUAUGCGCUCUCCAGGGUCGAUAUCCUUAGGAAUUGCAGUAGAAAUUCUUGAAAACGAAAACGGCGGCUCUCCUGUCUCUAGCUAUCAACGCUCAUCUCCGCUCCGAAGCUCUUCUCCCUUUCGCGACUGCUCCAGUCCUAUUGCAUUACCUCACGACGACGCUGAGGACGAUGACGAUGACACAUUACUUGACUGUAUAAAUGCUGCUGUGCCCCCUCUGUCUAGCAGUCCUCCGGAAUUCUCGAGCUCUUCUCCUCAGUCAGCUCACUCAUCAGAGUCGAACAACGGUUCUUUCUGUUCUUCAACGUCGACCUCGGACUCUUUACCCUCGACUUGGGACGAGUUCAUAGCACCUGCGCCCCUCGAUGAAGCCCCUGGCGACAAUAAGCAGGAUGGAUUUGGUCGACACCUGCACGAUCUUCUCCUGGUAGCUCUGAAGGAACGGGAACUUGCAGGCUCGCAUAUCGGUCAAGCAACACCGCAUCACUCUGGCGGCCAGGUUUCUGCAGGCUCGCCACCAACACGGUCCAAGUGGUUUGCAGACCCAAUUUUAGACAUCCCUGCUCAGGAGACGGCCGAAAAGGCCGUUCAGGAGCUCUCACCGAUACGCUUCGAAGAGCCAGAGAAGGUGUAUGAGAGCCCCGUUGGCAAGUGCAUUACUGAUCACUAUAGACCUAUAUACCGUGUCAUAAAGAACGCAGGGUCAUUCAUACCCUCAAGCAUUGCGCACGACGCUGAACCUCUAACCAAACGACAGAAAACCCGGAACGAUGCUGGCGCGCAUGCGAGGGACCGCAUAUAUGCGCAACGCUCUGCAAGUCUCAGAAGAGCCGAGUCGCUGAAAAGUGUUUACGACGAUGGACGACAAAUGACGAGCGCGGAGGAGGUUCCGACGGUGCCUGCAACACCCGUCGUUGAGAAAACCGCACAGUCUCCAGAGCGACAUGCUUCAUCUACUCACAAUGCCUUGCUCCCCCCCGUUCCCAUUAUCGCGCCUCCUGAAGGCCAUGUCGCCAGUCUGCCUCUUAGCCCCGAGACGCUGGCAAAAGUCCGUCUCAGGAAAUUCCUGGAGAAAGAAGAGGCGCAACGACGACGAGAGGACUUGCCAUGUGGUGAAUCGGCCCAUCCUCCUGAGUGGAUGCUGGAGGACUUGAUAGAUCUAGAACUCUGUGAAGACGAAGCGGACGGUAGGGAUGAGAUUUCCCUCGAAUGGGAACGUGUAUUGGGUGUUGGGCAAGGGAUGAGAGAGGAGGUCAUCGCUUGGAUUAUCGAGGUGCUCCCUAUACCGCUUUCUAGGGAUGCGAUCGAGGACAAACCAUCUCCGCCGAAAUGCACAACUCCGAACGAGACGAGUUCGCCAGCCACCUCGACCUCGACUACGGCCACCACAACCACGAAAACAACAGCUGCCGUCGAUACGAAAUUCGCCCAUCUGGGAUUUAAUCUUUUCGACCAAUUGAAGAACUCGCCGCAGACGCGUUUCCACGCCGCCUGGAUGUUCCUGCGAUAUUUUUAUUUGACCAUGUCGCCUGAAGUCGAACCGAAAGAAAGCAAGUCGAAGGACAGUCUUUCCAGACAGUCGAGUCUGGAUUCGAUUACUACCACUUCGACGGAGCGCGAGGGGCGGGAUCUUGUUGUCUGGGAUAUUGCGGUUGGCUGUUUAUCGCUCAGUGUCAAGGUUUUCCGUUCCUUCCAUCGCGAUUUUUUGAACCCUCUUAUUCCGGUAUAUGCGCACGAAUAUCUCUCGUUGUCGCCUCACAACAUGUCCCACGAGGACCUAGAGACAACCCACCGGGACAUAUUGUCCGCUCUCGACUAUACGCUGGGAGUCACGCCUCAGCUUCUCAUGGAUGAGCUGUGGUUCUCCCUUCCCUCCCUCCAGGCGCUGUUAGACUUUGAUGGCGGGUGGCCGUCGGCGAUGGCAGACGCAUGGCGCUUCCUCUUCGACGCUCUCAAGGAACCUGAUAUUUUAAAGUAUCCCAUCUCCUUGCUGACGGUUCUCGCGGUAAUGAACGGCAUUACUGAGGGUCUCGUUCGGAAAUACCGGUUCGAGGACAUGACGGAAGGCCAAGAAGAGGGCGAAGAGGGCUCUCCAGCAAAUGCGGCCUCUCCGGAGCAGGUGCGCCGUCCAGACUCGCCGACAUCCUGGAUCGAGAGAGCCAAAGAAGAGGCGGAAGGCGUCCUGUGCGACAUCCAGGCGCUGGUCGGGAUCACAGACGUUAGAGAUCUCGCUCAGCUUCGAGAAUGCCGUGCCUGGGGCAACACCCGCAUAAAGCGUUGA
Messenger RNA from Cyclocybe aegerita, 2394 nucleotides. The record is from the annotation of a GenBank genome assembly. NCBI's taxonomy places the organism in Eukaryota, Fungi, Basidiomycota, Agaricomycetes, Agaricales, Hemipholiotaceae.